CUGUGCACCCCCGGGAUUAGUCGGGGCUCUUAGAGACUCGGACACCCGGUGCAACUCAAAAAAAAAUUGUUAUUGUUACCUUUACAGUUUUCAAUAAGGCCGUCAAGGUAUAUUCUUACAUUAGUCAGAGGCCGUUGUUGUUGAAUUUGAUGAGGAAAUUCACAAAUGAAAGAAAUUUGGUAAGACCGGCCAAGACUAGAUUUGCAACGACUUUCUUAACUUUGCAUAGUUUUUACUUGCAAAAGAAGAACUUGAGAAAGCUAGUUCUUUCAAAUGAAUGGAAAGAUAACAGAUAUGCAAAGGAAGCUGCUGGGAGAGAAGUUGCCAAAGUUCUUAUUUCUCCAUUAUUCUGGAAUGAUGUCGUUCGGGCUCUUAAAGUUGGUGGCCCUUUGAUUAGGGUGCUUCGUAUGGUGGAUGGGGAGAGAAAACCACCAAUGGGCUAUAUUUAUGAAGCUAUGGAUAGAGCCAAAGAGUCUAUUGCAGCGUCAUUUGAGGGAGAGGUUAGGAAACAUGAGAAAGUGUUUGAGAUAAUUGAUAGCAGGUGGACGGAUCAAAUGCACAAACCUUUGCAUGCAGCAGGCCAUCUUCUGAACCCAGGAUUAUUUUACACGAACACUAGAGAUGAUAUUUUGACUCAAGAGGUGUGGAUUGGAUACUAUGCAUGUCUGGAGAAGUUGGUCCCUAAUUCAGCAACGAUAGAUCAAAUAGGGGAGGAGUUUGGUAGGUACUCACAAGCAGAGGGCCUAUUUGGUUUACAGACGGCCAUUAGAGCCAGAGACAUAAGGUCGCCAGUUGAAUGGUGGAAGCAAUUUGGACACCAAACUCCAAACUUGCAAAAGUUUGCCAUCAAAGUGCUAAGCCUAACUUGUAGUGCAUCUGGAUGCGAGAGAAACUGGAGCGUAUUUGAGCAUGUAAGAAAUAGAUUUAUUAUAUUAUUAAUAUAUUCGAUAUUGUACUACUAUUAGUAUCUAUUAAUUAAUCUAAACAACUUGAAAAGGAAUAGGCUUGAGCUAUCGCGCCUCAAUGAUCUAGUGUAUAUUAAAUACAAUAGAACAUUGAGGCGACGUUAUGAAGCUCGCGAUACCAUUGAUCCAAUCUUGUUGGACAACAUUGAUGAGGCAAAUGAAUGGUUAACUGGAGCCCCCCAAAAUCAUGAAGAUGAAGAAGUGUAUGAAGGAGAUGAUCUUGAUUGGGGUACUGUUUCUAUGGCGACCGGACUUGAGAGAAUAUCUAUGGUCUUAGAGGGAGUUCUUCAAGUAACAAGGGAAAGGGAGUAGCAAGUUCAAGUGGCCGGUCCCUAAUUGAUGAAGAAUCUGAGGAUGAAGAAGAUGAUAGCCAAUAUAAUGCUAGUAUUCAUGAAGUUGUUGAAUUUGAAAAUCUUGAAGAAGAAUAGAUAGUCAUACUGUCAUAGACUCUAGUAUCAACUAUGAGUCUAUGACUAUCUAUUUGAGUCUUUAAUUUUUGAAUGAUAUUUAUUAAUAUAUUAUUGUUAUUGAACUUUUAGUUAUAUAUAAUAUUUUAUGUUUUUGUAUAAAUCGUCGCUUCACAUCAAAAAGGCGAGCGCUUCGCUGCGUGCCUCUCGCCGCAGUGAAGCGGGCCCUCGUCGCUAUUUGUCGCCGCACACUGUUCAAAACACUGGUGAGGAGGAGCACAGAUGCCCUGGUGAGGAGGUGUGAGAGGUUGACAUUGAAGGGCCUAUAGAGAGGUAGAGGUAGGCCAAAGAAGA
Messenger RNA from Nicotiana attenuata, 1726 nucleotides. RefSeq lists its product as uncharacterized. Bases 150 to 965 code for a protein of 271 amino acids. The transcript is spliced from 2 exons. Gene Ontology annotation, molecular function: protein dimerization activity. NCBI's taxonomy places the organism in Eukaryota, Viridiplantae, Streptophyta, Magnoliopsida, Solanales, Solanaceae. The record is from RefSeq and is a predicted model, not a curated record.